Messenger RNA from Acipenser ruthenus (sterlet), 3473 nucleotides. RefSeq names its product moesin. Gene Ontology annotation, molecular function: actin binding; cell adhesion molecule binding. Gene Ontology annotation, biological process: positive regulation of early endosome to late endosome transport; positive regulation of protein localization to early endosome; regulation of cell shape. Bases 392 to 2131 code for a protein of 579 amino acids. Gene Ontology annotation, cellular component: adherens junction; microvillus; apical part of cell. The record is from RefSeq and is a predicted model, not a curated record. The transcript is spliced from 13 exons. Lineage: Eukaryota; Metazoa; Chordata; Actinopteri; Acipenseriformes; Acipenseridae.
GACUCAGAGAUGGGUCAGCGUGCAGAAAGGUCCAGCACAGUCUUUGGGCGGGGUCUCUCUUCAAAACUCAACGCGAAUGUCUUCAUUUUUCCUGGGUGUGGUUUCAGACAGUUCCGUUAGCAGGAAAUUCAGCUAGAGACCUACUCAGAGCUGCGAGAGCAAGAUAACACUGAGCCACACAAACUUGAGAAAACUGCCGAAAAGAAAAAAAAAGAACAAGUUAAUCCAAAAGAGUUUUGUUUAAACGGUGUGAAAUAACUUCUCUUGGCAGUGUUCGUCUUGUGGCUGACCUUGCUGCUGGGGAAAGCUGAUGGGCAAAAGUUAGAAUUGCUGAAAAGUUUCGAGAGUACAGUUCAUUUUCUCAAAGCUCUGAGCAGACCGAGACAGGAAAAUGCCGAAAACCAUCAGCGUGCGAGUCACCACAAUGGAUGCAGAGCUGGAGUUUGCUAUCCAGCCCAACACGACUGGUAAACAGCUCUUUGAUCAGGUGGUGAAGACCAUCGGCCUAAGGGAGGUGUGGUUCUUCGGACUGCAGUACCAGGACACCAAGAGCUUCUCCACAUGGCUCAAGCUCAACAAGAAGGUGACUGCCCAGGAUGUGCGCAAGGAAAGCCCCCUGCUGUUCAAGUUCCGUGCGAAGUUCUACCCCGAGGACGUGUCCGAGGAGCUGAUCCAGGACAUCACGCAGCGCCUCUUCUUCCUGCAGGUCAAGGAGGGGCUCCUCAACGAUGACAUCUACUGCCCGCCCGAGACCGCCGUGCUGCUCGGCUCCUACGCCGUGCAAGCCAAGUACGGAGACUUCAACAAAGACCUGCACAAAACAGGCUACCUGAGCAACGACAAGCUGCUGCCACAGAGAGUGUUGGAGCAGCACAAGCUGAACAAGGAGCAGUGGGAGGAGCGGAUUCAGGUCUGGCACGAGGAACACAGAGGAAUUCUAAGAGAGGAUUCCAUGAUGGAGUACCUGAAGAUCGCCCAGGAUCUGGAGAUGUACGGAGUGAACUAUUUCAGCAUCAAGAACAAGAAAGGCUCUGAACUGUGGCUGGGAGUGGACGCCCUGGGACUCAAUAUAUACGAGCAUAAUGACAAGAUGAACCCUAAGAUUGGAUUCCCAUGGAGUGAAAUCAGAAAUAUUUCCUUUAACGAUAAGAAGUUUGUAAUCAAGCCGAUUGACAAGAAAGCUCCUGACUUUGUGUUUUACGCCCCUCGUCUGAGGAUCAACAAGCGCAUCCUGGCUCUGUGCAUGGGUAACCACGAGCUGUACAUGCGGCGGCGCAAGCCUGACACCAUCGAGGUGCAGCAGAUGAAGGCGCAGGCCCGCGAGGAGAAGCACCAGAAGCAGAUGGACAGGGCACUGCUGGAGAAUGAGAAGAAGAAGCGAGAGAUGGCUGAGAAGGACAAGGAGAAGAUUGAGAAGGAGAAGGCAGAGCUGAUGGAAAAGCUCGCCCUGAUUGAGGAGCAGACAAAGAAGGCCCAGCAAGAGCUGGAGGAGCAGACCCGACGGGCCAUCGAGCUGGAUCAGGAGAGGAAGCGGGCCAAGGAGGAGGCAGAGAGGCUGGAGAAGGAGCGCAGGAUGGCAGAGGAGGCCAAGGCCGCCCUGCUGCAUCAGUCUGAGAGCCAAAUGAAGAACCAGGAGCACCUGGCCACUGAACUGGCGGAAUUAACUUCGAAAAUCUCCCUCCUGGAGGACACCCAGAAGAAGAAGGAAACCGAAGCCAUGGAGUGGCAGCAGAAGGCAGCCUCGGUCCAGGAGGACCUGGAGAGGACCAAGGAGGAGCUGAGGAAGAAGGUGAUGGUGUGUCACGUUCAGGAGCCAGUCCACUCAGAGAAUGAGAACGACGAGAACGAGGAGAAUGGAGCCGAGGCCAGUGCAGAGCUCACGUCAGAGGGGACCAUCCAAGACCGCAGUGAGGAGGAGCGCAGGACCGAGGCCGAGAAGAACGAGCGCGUGCAGAAGCACCUCCUGGCUCUGACCUCCGAGCUCGCCAACGCCCGGGACGAGACCAAGAAAACGGCGAACGACAUGAUACACGCGGAGAACGUGCGGGCGGGGCGUGACAAGUACAAGACGCUGCGCCAGAUCCGGCAAGGCAACACCAAACAGCGUGUCGACGAGUUUGAGUCCAUGUGAUCUGCACCAGCCAGUCGCACCGCAGGAAAGUCCCAGCGGGCCUGUCGCCCUUCACUGCAAACCUGCUUUCACUGGACUCUGAAAAGAACAACACUGAUUGCAUUGCUAUCACUGUUUAACAGUAUGGAGGGGAUCUUGUGCCUUCAUAUUGCAGCCUGCAGCAUAGUUCCUUUAGUCCCGCUUGCAAUUUAAUUCCAGUUGUAGUCUGUACUGAUCAGUACAGGAGCUACAUCUUUAUCUACCAUGUCCAGUUUUAUUAUGCAAACUUCAUCCCUGUGCUGUAAUUUAACCUUGAUGAUACAAGCCACCAAUGGAAUAGAAUUAAAAUUAAAUAUUGAGAUAGGCAUCAUGUGGUAAAGUCAGUAUUAUGUGAGUGGAACUUUGCACUACCUCAGUGCUACACACACACACACGCACACACAUUAUAUAUAUAUAUGCAUGCGCAGGUCUGUUUUGCCAAUUGGCCACAUUGCCAAAGGAAACAGUGUCCAGUUGUGCAGCUACCGCAAGACUCGAAAUCCUUUUAUAUGUUGUGCCUUUAAAGCAAUACAAUGUGAAGUGCAGGUUUGCAGUGUGUAAAACGGCAGGUCCGCCAGUGUCAGUAAUUUCAGUAAAGGAUGAAAAAUGCUGAAAAAAAACUGUAUUUCUUAAAAUUAAGUUUUUUUUUUUUUUUUUUUUUUUAACUACAAUAUUGUGUUCUUGGAAAGGUACAUAAUUCCCACCUGUGAACGCAAUGAAAGGCAAAUACGUACUUUUGCAGUAUUAUUAAAAAAAAAAAAAAAAAAAAAAGUUCAGUAUUAGAAAUGUUUAUUCAAUAAAUUCAGUACAUAGCAUUGCAAAGCCACAAUUAGUGCUUUCUGCUUGGUUACACAUCUCAAUGAGUAUUCUAUUUUCAAUGUGUAUCUACUAUAAUGGCUCUCUUAUACCUGUGCACAGUUUCAUAGAUACAUAGGAGGUUUUUUAUAUAACAAAUCUGUAUAUUAAAAGCACCAGCUGUUUUAAAAAGGAUUUAAAAAAAAUGAAAAGUGCCGCUUGAUUAAGACUUGUAGAACAUUUUUUGUUUGUAUUAAAAAAACAGAUAAAAAGAACUAGCUUUUUGAUUUUUGUAAAAGAAGCGUCUAUUUACUAAUGUAACCGUCCCAUUGGCAUGUUAGUUUUACGUUUUUGUUCAUUUAAAUUAUGUGAAAGACAAAAAAAAAAAAAAAAAAAAGUUCCUAUCUAAAGAAUGUUAAUAUUGUUGUGUUGCUGUAUUUCUAAUGCCAAGCGGAGCUUGUUCUGCCGAUAGGUUUGCUGCUCAGAAAGCAUUCUCAAACUGUUAAUAAAAUUGAACAAAUAAAGACAA